AUGAGCACCACCAAAGUCGUGAUCAUAACCGGCGCCGCACAAGGCAUAGGCCGCGGUAUCGCCCAGCAACUAGCGAAGGACGGCUUCGCCCUCGUCCUCGCCGACGUCGCCGCCGCCCGGUCCAAACUCGACGCUGUGGUUGUGGAGGUCGAGGCAGCUGGAGCACGGGCCAUUGGCCUCGAGUGCGAUGUGCGGCGAAAGGGCGAGGUUGACGCGCUGGUCACCGCCGCCACCGACGCGUUCGGCCGGCUCGACGUGAUGGUCGCGAAUGCUGGCAUUGCGCCGACUGACACGUUCCUCGACAUCACGCCCGAGAUGUACGACAACCUCUACGCUAUCAACGUGCGCGGGGUGCUAUUCUGCUACCAGGCCGCGGCGCGCCAAUUCAUCAGCCAGGGCUGGGGUGGUAAACUUAUUGCGGCAUGCAGUGUGUCGGGCUUCGAUACGCAGCUGCACAAGACCGCCUACUGCAGCACUAAGUUUGCCGUGCGCUCGCUCAACCAAGGGGCGUCCCGAGAGUUUGGAAAGCACGGCAUCACCGCCAACGUGUACUGCCCCGGCACUGUCAACACCGACAUGUGGCGCGCCAUGGACGAGGCGAACUUGGCUGACGACGGCAAGCCGGCCCCCGGCGUUCUCACGCAGCGCAAGGUCGACGCCACGCCGCUUGGGCGCAUUGCCGAGCCGGAGGACGUUGCACGGCUGGUUAGCUUCCUCGCUGGUCCUGCCUCCGACUUUGUGUCGGGGCAGGCGAUACAGGUCUGCGUGCGUGGUGCCGAGUACGUUACAUAG
This is a messenger RNA of Vanrija pseudolonga, 792 nucleotides long. RefSeq names its product Diacetyl reductase [(S)-acetoin forming]. NCBI's taxonomy places the organism in Eukaryota, Fungi, Basidiomycota, Tremellomycetes, Trichosporonales, Trichosporonaceae. The record is from RefSeq and is a predicted model, not a curated record. Bases 1 to 792 code for a protein of 263 amino acids. The transcript is spliced from 4 exons. Gene Ontology annotation, molecular function: oxidoreductase activity, acting on the CH-OH group of donors, NAD or NADP as acceptor.